Ilex paraguariensis (yerba mate) is the source of this 711-nucleotide messenger RNA. NCBI's taxonomy places the organism in Eukaryota, Viridiplantae, Streptophyta, Magnoliopsida, Aquifoliales, Aquifoliaceae. The record is from the annotation of a GenBank genome assembly.
AUGGAUAUCAAUCAUCAGAAGUUUACAAGCACCACAUGGGAGCUUGAAAUGGCCAUGGAAGACCAAAUUCCCCACAACCAAAUUCCCUUUGACACACUUUGGCCUAGCUUCCCUCUCCAAAACCAUCAACCACCCUCCACUUCAACACAACUACCUGUCUCCAGUUUUUCGGGAGAUCAAGUGGGAAAUCAGCAGAUUACAGAAGAAGAAGAGCCAGAAGAAGAGCUGGGAGCCAUGAAAGAGAUGAUGUUCAAGAUCGCAGCGAUGCAACCAGUGGAUAUCGAUCCAGCUACAAUUCGUCGCCCCAAAAGGCGAAACGUGAGGAUCAGUGAUGACCCGCAAAGUGUCGCCGCACGCCUCCGCCGAGAGAAAAUAAGUGAAAAAAUUCGAGUUCUUCAAAGAUUGGUCCCUGGGGGAAGCAAAUUGGACACUGCAUCCAUGCUAGAUGAAGCCAUUCUAUAUGUUAAGUUCUUGAAAAGAUUAAUUCGUCAACUACAAGCUGAUCAUCAUCCCCCAGGUAUUGGAAGUACAACGUGCCCCCCUACUGGAGAUUGGCCAAUUACAUUCACGUCCACAAAUGUUCACGACUCCGCCACCACCUCCUCCGUGGAACACCCGGUGGCAGGUUUGAGGUAUACAUUCGGAGGCGGUGGUGGUAUUGAUGCUAUGUGCUUCAACCACAAGGAGGGGGAAAAAAGCCAAUUUGUGUAA